UGAGAAGUUCUCUCUUCUUAAUUACCUUCCAAUCCAAUUGAUAAGACUGAAUUCAUAAAACAUGAAACGACUCACAUCUAACCUCUCCAUCUUCGCAUCAUCAAAUGGUAACUGCAACAACAACAUUCAAGCAAAAUCAUCAUCAUCGAAGAGCUUCAAUCCAGACGGAGUAGUCGGUCUCGGCAUCGUAGCCGCCAUGAACGAUGUAGAUCCUCUUUACUACGCUAAAUCCAGUACUAGAGCUGCGAUCUUAUCUGUUUCUCCCAGAUCUACGCCUCCGAUUCAAAUCUUCAGCAACGCAUCUAGGUUAUUGGCUCCUGGCUCGCCGCAGCAGGAAAUUGAGUUAUCUGAAGCGUAUACGUGUGUGAUUUCGCACAUUGGUAACAAUUUGAUAAAGAAGAGAGAGUAUAUCGAUGAUGUUUUGGCUCACGAGUCUGAUUUGGUGAGUUCUGAUUCUGUAUUUGCUCGACGCCAUGAGAUUGAAACGACGUUAAUGGCGGUAUCUCCAGUUUUUCGUACAGCCAAUUUUCUCGAUUCCUGCAAUAUGUGUAAGAAGCAUCUUCUUGGACUGGAUAUUUUCAUGUACAGAGGGGAAAAAGCGUUUUGCAGCGCGGAAUGUCGCUGCAAGCAUAUAAUAUUGAUGGAUGAGAAAAGAAAGGAGAAAUACCUUUAUUCUGGAGUUAUGAUGAAACCAAUAGAAUGCUACUCUGUUUCCCCAUGCUCUAGCCCAAUGCAAUUUUUUUCAGGAUUUGCGGCGGCUAUGUAAAAGGGUUAUCGCGGUUGGUUGGUUUCAAAUAAUACUAUAGUUUUUGUUAUAAAUAAGUCAAAUACUAUAUUUUGUUAUGUAUACUUAAGGUGAAGCGGGGAAUAAAAUGAAUAAUAUU
Messenger RNA from Impatiens glandulifera, 884 nucleotides. RefSeq names its product FCS-Like Zinc finger 14-like. The coding region runs from base 62 to 766 and encodes 234 amino acids. The transcript is spliced from 2 exons. The record is from RefSeq and is a predicted model, not a curated record. NCBI's taxonomy places the organism in Eukaryota, Viridiplantae, Streptophyta, Magnoliopsida, Ericales, Balsaminaceae.